Messenger RNA from Pectinophora gossypiella (pink bollworm), 6520 nucleotides. RefSeq names its product forkhead box protein N3-like. Gene Ontology annotation, cellular component: nucleus. The coding region runs from base 123 to 1265 and encodes 380 amino acids. Lineage: Eukaryota; Metazoa; Arthropoda; Insecta; Lepidoptera; Gelechiidae. Gene Ontology annotation, biological process: regulation of DNA-templated transcription. The transcript is spliced from 8 exons. The record is from RefSeq and is a predicted model, not a curated record. Gene Ontology annotation, molecular function: cis-regulatory region sequence-specific DNA binding; DNA-binding transcription factor activity.
UUUAUGGUUUGAUUGGGUGUCGAGGUGUUUGUUGAAUGUUGAUUUCGAGUGCGGUGGCCGCGUAAUGCUGUUUGUUGUUAUUGCUAUCAAUUAGUGCGUCCAACAAACAUUUCAUCUUUAAGAUGGCUCCGAUGCGCGGAGAACGCGGCGGGUCGCCCGCUCGCGGCGCGCGCGCCUCGCUGCCGCUGCCGCGCCGCCUCAUCAGGCAGAUAGCGAGGCAUGUUGCCUCCAGCGGACGGUCGCUGCGCCGGCUAGAAGUCUCCGGAAGGGUUAUAGACAACUUCGACGACCUGGACGAUGUCUCGGACGAGUCGGAUUUUGAUGCUCCUCAGCCAGCCGCUGUGGCGUGCGGAGGCAACGCCGGCAACCUCCCGCCAGCUGACCACGACGAUGAUCUCACCAGCCUCAGCUGGCUACAAGACAGGAACCUGCUUAGAGGUAUUAAUUUAACUAAAAGCGACAUCGAGGAUUCGAGAAUGAUUGGCAGUCAUGUCAUUGUAAAGUCGGAGUCGCGCACGCCCCCGCCGCUCCCGCGACCGCCCUCCCCUCCUCGCACGCCGUGCAAAGCCCCCCCCUCGCCGCCCACUCCUUCAGCCCACACGAAGCCCCCCUAUUCCUUCUCCUGCCUCAUCUUCAUGGCCAUAGAAGCGGCGCCGGCCAGAGCAUUACCAGUGAAAGAGAUCUACGCGUGGAUAGUACGACACUUCCCAUACUUCAAACACGCUCCACAAGGCUGGAAGAAUAGUGUACGGCAUAACCUGUCGCUGAAUAAGUGCUUCCAUAAGGUGGCAGCCGCACCGGGCCUCGGCAAAGGUUCUCUGUGGACAGUCGACCCUCAGCAUCGAGCCACAUUAUUACAGGCGUGUUCACGUCACGGUUUGCAGGCGUUCGGCCGGCAGCCGAUCCCUGUGGCGGCCGAAGCCGAGACAGAAGCCCCCGCGAAGAGCGGGCCCGACCCGCAGCUGUUCCCCUUCCUGGCGAGACGGCUGGCGGGCGCCGCGCCGCCGCCCGAGGUAGGCGCCGGGGCCCCCGGACCCGGCGCCGAUGAGUACCUAGCUGCCGCUACCGUGCUCGCUAUGAAAUACGGGCCCGCUGUACUUGACCAGCUGCCCCCGGCCGCGUCCCUCGUGAUAUCCCGCUGCGCCCGCGACGAGCACUCGUACACGGCGGCGGGCGCGGGCGCGGGCGCGGGCGGCGGCGCGGAGCGGCGCACGGCCGAGGCGCUGCUCAACCUGGCGGGGCAGGCCGCGCCCGCGCACAGCUAGCGCCGCGCGCCCCGCCCCGCGCCCCGCGCCGCGCCCCGCAGCCACGCACGCCGGUAGGCUCGCUCCUAGUAAGUGUCAGCGUGGUUUGGCGACGAGGGAAAAUUCGCUUUCUUUGGCGACGAGGAAAAAAAAUCAUAUCUCUUUUUCUAAGGUCAUGACUACGUACUUUCUUCCGCUUGCAGUUGAUCCUUCUGCUUGGUGAUAUUGUCCGCUCGUCACAUAAAUUACUUAUGUACGUUCGCUAGGACGGAUAAUAACUGUCGACAUACAUUGAGUACGUAUUUGUUGGGGAUUGGGAGGGUAGGACCGAAAAACAACUUGCAGUAGUAACUGCAGCCUGCAUAGAAUUACUCGCAUUUAUAAGACCACGCCAAGCAAGUAGCAAAACUUACACAAAUGCAAUCUUGACACAAGAAAACUGGCGAAUGUAACUAUUUAGCAGUUAAACCAUCCUGAAUAUUAGCAGAUACUCAUUAAACCACCUUGUAAAGUGGUAUUUGUACCAUAUCGUGAGCAAUAAUACUCAGUACAUCGUAAAUAGUCAUUACAGAAAGUAAAAGAGAUAUACUACUAGAGAUAUGCAAAAGAAACUAAACCACGCUGACACAUAGUUUGAGCUCUUAGCGAAACUGUUUUAGUCUCAACUAAAACAAGAAUAAGUAAAGUUACCAUCACAUUCUUCCUCAAACGUCGCCUAUAUUUAAUUUAAAACAAACUACUUAAAAAUAAAGUUUACUUUGCGACAAAGACGUUAUAUAAAAAUGUAUACUUAUAGUGUAUCUUUAUGUGCUGUUUUGAGUGUUAUGAUUGAAAUUUGAGUUAAGGAAUAUAAUGUUCUAGAACCCCUAAACACUGGUUACACCUUCGCUUGGAAAGUUAAAAAAAAUAUAUUAUGAAAGAAAGUCUUCAAGGACAUAGUCCUAAAAAUAUCGGCAAUUGUUAAGUGUAAGUUCUAAGAACAAUAUAAAUCAAAAUGUGUUAAUCAAAUUCUAUUAUGUCUAUUGUCGCAAUUAUAGACAAAAAAUUAUGUUUACCAUACUCUAGUCCAAUAAAGACACCCACAAUAACGUUUAAAAUAUACACAGAUGAUUUACAUAUAUUUAAAAUAUUAAAUGAAUUGAAAUAUUAUUAGUUACGGACUCUUUUGUAGUUAAAAUAUAUUUUCAUUCGAUUUCUUCACUUGUAAAAACCAUCACUUAUUUUGGAAUCCAGUUUGCCUAGAAUUAAGCCAGUUAUAUUCUCUAGGAAAUGAUAGAUGACAAUCCGAGAUGAUGAUUAGAUAUAAAUUGAUGAAAUUGGUCAUUAAAUUGCAAGUGUCAACUUUAUAGAAUUACCGCCUUACCAAUAAAAAGUAAACAAGCGGUGUGUGUAAGUACUUGGCAGCCAAGAAAAGUUCAAUCCAAUUAUUUGAUAAUUGGAUUUAAUUUUGCUUGGCUCUCAAAAACUCAUACAUUCGUUCACCACUUGUUUAUUUUAUUUUGGUAAGGUAGAUGUCAGGUUUUUAUUUCCUCGAAUACUAAGAAAGGUGUCUAUCAACACUUCUAGCGAAUAGCUGGCUUUAAACUGUAGUGAAUUCAUAGUGAUAGAUGUGAUACUACUUAGUACGGAUAUUAUUUAAAGAGAAUGAAAAAUAGAUAGUUACUCCUUGCAUUUAGACUUUCCCGUUUACCAAUAGUCAAUCAUUCAUAAUAUUUAAUAAGCAAUUUAUUAAUUGUCUAAUGAAUAACUUUGUUGCCAUUUUUCCGUCGGGAUCUUUAUUAUUUUUAUGCCGGGUAUUGCCAGUAAUACAUAACCAUUUAUUAUUUUAAACUUUUAACAUGUUGCGACGGAAAUCUGGAGCAUUGUAGAUUUUAAUUUAUAAUUAUGUUACGUACCUACGUAUAUUUAUUUCGCUUCCUCUACGGUUGUAAUGGUUUUUAAUUUUAGCUGAAUUUAAUUUAAGCAUUAUGUGAAUAAUUGAAGAUUGCUGCGGAAAACUUUACGCAGCGAAUUAUAUCCGAUAAGGAAAGUAGGCUGAGAUAGGUUAGUUCUGUGAAGCUGAACUAUCUUAUGCCCGGAAAUUAUAUUAAGCGCGCAUAAGCAUUAAAUGGUGAUCGUUUAUUAAUAUAUAACUAUUCUAAACUUGAGCAAUAUAGGUUUUAAAAUAUACAAUAUUUAUGUAUAUUGUGAUCUGAGUACACGUGUAUAGUAUACCUCGUUAGGGCGAUCAAAUAACUCCCUUAUAAAAUAGUGAUACUUGAGCAUUAUAUUUAUAAGCGAAUCGUAUUUUGUGUUCAUAGAUUAAUCUACUUCAAGUAACUUACAGCUUACAAAUUGAGAAAAAUGUAUUUAUUGCAAUAAUAUUGUAAGAAUUUAAUAGAAAACUAGCUUUUCGGUGAAUACUUACGAAAAUGCUUUAAAAUACUUGUUAAACAAAACAUUAUUAUAUUAAAAUCUGUCAUAUAGAGGUAAUUAGCAGUAAAGGGGCGUUCGCCUGGAUUUAGUGAAAUUUUAAUAUUUAUGUAAGUGAAGAGUAAUAGUGGUAACCUUAAUAUUUUUGUCGUAGCCAACUUUCUCGUAAACUGUGUUCAACGUCCCUGUAUUGAAAUUAAUAUAUAACUAAAUAAAACAACUUUGACUAGGUAACAGAGAUAAUGUCUAUACAAUCUGUCGACUCAGUGUAAUGCAAAUACUCAAUGUAAUUCUCGUCUAUUUCAUAUAUAUUACAGAAGAAAAGAUAUUACUUUUUUAAUAACUUAUUCUGAAAUACAUUAGACUUUUAUCAGAAGAUGCAUUUGAGAUUCACAGGCACUCUCUGUUAACCUGUUUGUCAUAUAUUUACGUCACUUAUGAAAGUCGAUGUAAACACGCAAGCUUUUGACUCAAGUGCCUACUAAACGCUUGUAAUCUAUCACUUACUGUUUAGCUCGAUUCUAGAUUGGUAUAGUGUGAGGUAUGACGGUACACCAAUUAUGAUAAGGAAUAUUAUUCAUUUUCUUGUAUAUCUCGAAACUCGGAGUAUAACAUUGGCGCGAAUGUGAUGUCACUUUGUUUGUGCGUUUAUGAUUUGCGCGCCAAAAUAUUUUUCUUGAUAGUUAAGUAUCGACUUGUAUUGUCAUGUUGGUAACACUAGAUUUCGUUUUCAGUUUGCCAACAUAACAAUGUGAAUUUGAUGUUGAACUAAAAGUUGAGUCUUACUAAGUGCUCUUGGGGUUUAAAUAUUAAAUGUAAUUAAUUUCAAUGUAAUGAGGGAAUCGACAAGAAAUAAGCAUAGAUACACAAACUAGACUGAUGCUAUGACUGAUUAAAGAUGAAGCAAUAUUAUUUAUUAGUAAAAUGAAAGAAAAAGUUUUCAUUACAAAUAAAAUUUGAAUAAUUUUCGCAUGUAAAUUGUUUAUUGGCGAUUUGUGUAUUGUGGAUUUACUCAGUAAAAUCUGUUCAUAUGUAUAUACAUAUUUAUUGCAGUGCGUGAAAAAUAAUAUAAUUUUAUAAUUUGCUCACUUUUUGCCUGUAGACUCGACACAUUUUGUUUCUACUAGGGUUGGCGAGGACAGCGUAAAGACGAUCUUCGGAGAAUGGAAUUUAUAUAAGCUAGGUUCUACUAAAUAAGUGUUCCUCUGAGUUUCCAUAGUAAACAUAUUUUUGGGAAUUUCUAAGUGUAAUUCUAAUGUUUUCGUCACCAUAGGCAGUGGACAGGUCGCUACUAGCUGUGUGCCAAAUAACAUUACCUAUAGCGAGCAAAUUUAAAUAAUACCAGUAAUAUGAGUGUAUUUAUGAUAAAUAAAAAUACUAUGUUAUGCAUAGACUAGGUCAUAAGUGAUAUUAUAGUUAUAUAAUUUAAUUGCUAAAAUAUAAAUACAUACAUUUUGCUGUAUUUAGGAGCGUCUUCCAAUCUUACUCGUAUCGUUUUCUCUUAGAUAAUGUGCUGUUGGGGUAAAAAGUGAAGAUUAUUAAAUAUUAAGUGCUUGAUACACAUUUCACUUGCUUUCUCGUGUAACGGACCCAUCUAAGCGUGCUUAUAAAGCAUUGUAAAUCCGCACUGUUGUCAGUAAAUAGGAAUUCGAAUGAACUUUUUCCCUCAACAGUGCUCACUAGCCUUUCUUUCGGUAGUAUAUAUAAAUAAAGUAGAUAAAAUUUUACAGCAAUAACUAGUAGUAAUUUGCUGGUAGAUGCUACAUAUAAUUAUGUGUGAUACAUACAAUUUAUUUAUUAAGUGCUAUGUUCUAAAUAUACUUAUGAUCAUAAAUAACUUAGAAAUAAUAAUUUUCAGAACAUUAUGUUCUAUUUCAAAGUUAUUCGCGAUCAUAAAACUCUUUUUAAAAGAAGUUAUAUCAAUAUGAUAUUAAAAUUGUUGCGGCUCACAUUUUAUGGUCAAAAAUAUUUUUAUGAUUAAUUUAUUGCUUAGGUUAAUAACCCUGUUAUUUAAUUUGUCUAUUUAAGAGAUUCGUUUGUAAAACGACGGUUUUAAAACAAAAGUUGAAUGUCUUCGAUAAAUCAAGUGAUUUUUGUUUGAACUUCGUUUUAUGAAUUUCGUGGCGUAUUCGCUGUUGACUGACUUUUAUUUACAAACAGUCAACUCAAUAUUCAAUUUAUCCAGAAAUUUCUGGGUCUCAAAAUUUUAUUAAGUGGCAACCCUUACAAAUUUGUAAGCAUACAACUGCUGACAAAAUUCUCUCCCAUUAGGGGUUAAGAAGGCCACUAGAAAAAAGCAACAUUACUAUUUGACACUUCUUGAUAUUGCGCACUUAUUUUUAUAAGCGCAAAUGGCUUUUUAGAUGAAUAGUUUCUAUGUCCUCGUAACUCCCGGAUUUCCAGACACAAUAGACAAUGGGAUUUGGAUUUUAAAAGGCAUCUGGGCCUUACGACCAUAUGGCCUUUUUACCUUAUAAUCAAAAAUAUAAAAUACGAGUAAAUAAAACGUUUUACAAUGGGUAAGGCUUUUAUUUCUUAAUUUUCAAAUGUGUUCUAAAUUCAAAUAUUUGAAAAUCUCGUAGUUUAGCAAGUUUACAGCUAUUACGUUUGGUGAUUGGCUAAAUACGAAGGCGAAGCCAUUCAAGAAGAAAAAACAGCGAUUACGUCACUGUCGUAAAACCCUAGCUCGUAUUGGUAUGUCCGAACUAUAUUUAAGUGAAGGUAUUGUUGUUAUUAUUUUUGCCGGCUUGCAAACGACACCACUCUUUUAUGCUAUUGUUGAAAGUUAUUGCCAAAUUUUUAUUUGUCCUAAAAUCUUUUUGUCUUUGUACAUAUCCAUUAAAUAAAUUAUGUACUGAGAAUCA